GAUUUUCUAUUUGAUACUGCCUCGCGUGCGCGUCCACAGCUUUUUGACAAAACAAGACAACGUUUCUAAAAUUGAUUUAGUUAUUGUACUGAUAUAGUACAAUACUUAAAACGUUUUUCAGCGAAUUGGCACUGUUUGUGUUGACAUGACAUCAAAGAAUCGUACAUUUCGAAAUUUCAUGACUGAGACAUGGCUGGAAAUUCACUCGUUAUUCCAACCAGCGGUGCAAUCCCAGAAUUUUGCCACGCUCUUUCUUCAUUAGAAAUGCUAGCCAACAAAAUUAGCCAGCAACUGGGUCGCCCCACUCAGUCCCUGCUUGGGUGGAUCGUGAAAAAAUUCCUCACCCGGCACAACCAGGUAAUGGAGGUGAAUGCUGUGAGGCUGUGUGGGAUCCAGCCAGACGACACCGUCCUGGAGGUGGGGUUCGGGCCGGGCCUGGGGCUGGAGGCUGCUGCCUCCCACCUGACCGACCCCAGGGGGAAACUGUUUGGGGUGGACUAUUCUGAGUUCAUGUACAAGUUGGCCAGCGAGAGGGUCCAGGGGCUCAUCACCAGUGGGAAAGCCACCCUGCAUCAAGCCAGUGUAGACGCCAUGCCUUUGUCAGACAGCAGUGUGGACAAGGUCUUCCAUUGCAACUGCUACUACUUCUGGCCAGACCUGAGGGCAGGGGCUGCAGAAAUGCACAGGGUGAUGAAACCAGGAGCAUUAAUGGUGGUGACCCUUCGAACUGAACAAGUGGCCUGGGCGGCAUCCAAGAACCUCAUUCCAGUAGAGAACUGGCGCCCGGAAAGCUACAUGGAUGCCUUGAGAGCGACUGGAUUCACAGAUAUCCAAAUGGAGGGGAACAUGGAUAAAAACAUAACUUUCCAGGCAAUAUUUGCCACCGCAUCUAAGUGAAGGACCUGCAAGGUCGGCAGCCGUUGGGCCCUUGAGCAAGGCCCUUAACCCAGUAUUGCUCCAGAGGAGGAUUGUCUCCUGCUUAGUAUAAUCAAUCAACUGUACGUCGCUCUGGGUAAGAGCAUCUGUCAAAUGCCAUAAAUGUAAUAUAAUGUAAUAAUUCAGCUUUUGAAAUGUUGUGGGUAUCCUUGAUGUCCUACAUGGAAGGUUCUGAUUUUUCAAGAUUCCACCCUCCAAUAUAGGCACAUAAUGUAAAAUAAUAUCUUUUUUAUUACUGACAUAAUUAUUUUUUUGGCUAUUUUAUAGUUUUAAAAAAUCCGGGUAUCAAGGAAAACAGUUAAAAAGGAGAAA
Messenger RNA from Conger conger (European conger), 1248 nucleotides. RefSeq lists its product as uncharacterized. Gene Ontology annotation, molecular function: sterol 24-C-methyltransferase activity. Gene Ontology annotation, biological process: sterol biosynthetic process. Lineage: Eukaryota; Metazoa; Chordata; Actinopteri; Anguilliformes; Congridae. The transcript has 3 exons. The record is from RefSeq and is a predicted model, not a curated record. Gene Ontology annotation, cellular component: endoplasmic reticulum. The coding region runs from base 190 to 897 and encodes 235 amino acids.